AUGGCAGCAACCACCCUUCUUUUUAGGGUUUGAGUGUGAAAUCUUGUCAUAUAAGAAACAGAUAAGUGAGAUAAUAAAUAUUGACAGUCUGUCUCAGUUUACCUGUCUUCUUCCCAAACUUCCAAAACUUAAAUCCUAUCUGGGUUUUACACAUUUUCUUCUUUUUGCUUAUGUAAGAUCCAUGCGGGUUUAGUUAAGAUUUGCCAUGGGGUGGUAUACAAGCCUCUACAUUGUUCUUGUUUUGUAUUUUUUUGCUGUGGGUUAUAGUGUUACUGACCCCAAUGACUUGAAAAUUCUGAAUGAUUUCAAGAAUGGUUUGGAUAAUCCAGAGCUCUUGAAAUGGCCAGCUGAUGGGGAUGAUCCUUGUGGCCCUCCUUCAUGGCCUCAUGUGUUUUGUUCUAAUGGAAGAGUUACUCAAAUUCAAGUCCAAAAUCUUGGUCUCAAAGGCUCUCUGCCUCAAAACUUUAACCAGCUCUCAAAACUCUACAAUAUAGGCCUCCAACGAAACAAGUUUAAUGGUAAAUUGCCCACCUUUAGUGGCUUGUCAGAACUGGAGUUUGCUUACUUAGAUUUCAAUGAAUUUGAUACAAUUUCAUCUGAUUUUUUUUAUGGACUUAGUAGUCUACGUGUCUUGGCUUUGGAUUAUAAUCCUUUGAACAAGAGCAUCGGUUGGUCUAUUCCUGAUAGUUUGGCAAAUUCAGUUCAGUUGACAAACCUUUCUUUCAUACAGUGCAAUUUGGUUGGGCCAGUGCCUGAAUAUUUAGGCACAUUGCCAUCUCUAAUGGCCCUGAAAUUGUCUUACAAUAGCUUAUCUGGUGAAAUUCCGGCGAAUUUUGGUCAGUCUUUGAUGCAGAUUUUGUGGUUAAAUGAUCAAGCUGAUGGUGGCAUGACUGGUCCAAUUGAUGUUGUUGCCAAAAUGGUUUCUUUGGAACAGUUAUGGCUUCAUGGAAACCAGUUCACGGGGACCAUCCCGGAGGACAUUGGAGCUCUAACUUCGUUGAAAGAUCUAAAUCUGAAUAGAAACCAACUUGUUGGGUUAAUACCUGGGAGCUUGGCCAAUAUGAAGCUGGAUAACUUGGUGUUGAACAAUAAUCUGCUUAUGGGUCCGAUACCAAAGUUUAAGGCUGGUAAUGUUUCUUAUGAUUCUAAUUCCUUUUGUCAAUCUGAGCCUGGUGUGGCAUGUGCCGCAGAUGUGAAUGCAUUGUUGGAUUUUCUUGGCCAUAUGAAUUACCCUGUAAAUCUUGUUUCUCAAUGGUCUGGUAAUGAUCCAUGUGAAGGGCCAUGGUUGGGAUUGACUUGCAAUCCUAAUUCAAAGGUUUCUAUUAUUAAUUUGCCUAGACAUAAUCUUAGUGGUACUCUUAGUCCUUCUAUUGCAAAUUUGGAUUCACUGAUGGAAAUUAGGCUUGGAAGGAACAGAAUAAAUGGUUCCAUUCCUAAGAAUUUUACGGAAUUGAAAUCUUUGAGAGUGUUGGAUUUAAGUGAUAACAAUGUAGGGCCUCCAUUGCCUGAAUUUCAUGACGGUGUGAAGCUUGUGAUUGAGGGAAAUCCUCUGUUGGUUGGCACUAGUAACCAUAGUAAUGUGCCUCCCUCCCCUGUUAGUAGCCCGCCCCCCGAAAGUGCACAAUCUCCAUCAACCGAAACCAAGCCUGAUAACACUCCACCAUCCCCAAUUACACACUCAAGCUCUAACUCAUCUAGUUCUUCUAUCUAUGUACAUUCACAACCUCAAAGUUCCAAAAGAUUGAAGCUACUAAUUGUAGCCGGAAUAGCUGCUGUUGGGAUUUUGGUUCUCAUGGGGAUUCUUUUGUCUAUAUAUUGCUGUAAGAAGAAGAAGAAGGCUUUGGAGGCUUCUAGUUCCAUUGUGGUUCACCCUAGAGACCCAUCUGACCCUGAAAAUUUGGUUAAGAUUGCAGUUUCAAAUAGCACGAUGGGAAGCCUAUCUGCCCAAACUGCAACUAGUUCUGGGAGUACUAAUAGUGGUGCAACUGAGAACUCACAUGUGAUUGAGUCUGGGAAUCUGGUCAUUUCUGUUCAAGUUCUUCGCAAGGUGACCAAGAAUUUUGCGCAAGAAAAUGAGGUUGGUCGUGGUGGAUUUGGAACUGUUUAUAAGGGUGAACUGGAAGAUGGGACAAAAAUUGCAGUCAAGAGAAUGGAGGCUGGGGUGAUGACGGGUAAAGCUGUGGACGAAUUUCAGGCUGAAAUAGGUGUUCUUUCUAAGGUCCGCCACCGACAUUUGGUAUCUCUUUUGGGUUAUUCAAUAGAAGGCAGCGAGAGGCUUCUAGUCUAUGAGUACAUGCCUCAUGGUGCUCUAAGCAGACAUCUAUUCCAUUGGAAGGACCUGAAAUUGGAGCCUCUGUCAUGGAUGAGGAGGCUUACCAUUGCACUGGAUGUUGCUAGAGGAAUGGAGUAUCUUCAUAAUCUUGCCCGCCAGACAUUUAUUCACCGAGAUCUCAAAUCUUCUAACAUUCUUUUGGAUGAUGACUUUCGGGCAAAAGUUUCAGAUUUUGGAUUGGUGAAACUUGCUCCAGAUGGAGAGAAGUCUGUGGUGACUAGGCUUGCUGGGACAUUUGGAUACCUUGCACCUGAAUAUGCUGUGAUGGGGAAGAUCACAACAAAAGUAGAUGUGUUCAGCUACGGAGUUGUCUUGAUGGAACUUUUAACUGGGUUGACAGCACUUGAUGAGGAACGCUCCGAGGAAAGGCGAUACUUGGCAGAGUGGUUCUGGCGAAUCAAAUCAAGCAAAGAGAAACUUAUGGCUGCCAUUGAUCCAGCUCUUGAAGCAAAUGAGGAAACCUUGGAGAGCAUUGCCAUCAUUGCUGAACUGGCUGGACAUUGCACUGCAAGGGAGCCAUACCAUCGGCCUGACAUGGGUCAUGUGGUCAAUGUACUCUCCCAACUGGUUGAGAAGUGGAAACCAACCAUUGAUGAAUCAGAUUGUUACUCCGGAAUUGAUUACAGUCUACCACUUCCCCAGAUGUUGAAGGUUUGGCAGGAAGCAGAAAGCAAAGAAAUCAGCUAUACCAGCCUUGAGGACAGCAAAGGAAGUAUACCGGCAAGGCCUGCUGGGUUUGCAGACUCCUUCACUUCUUCUGACGGCCGAUGAUCAAAGCAAAAGGAGUUAUAGUGGAGGAAUUUCAGUUUCAAAAUUUCAUCACGUCAAAUGGUGACUCUAGAAAUUCCAAAUUUCAAGUUUGCAUUACAGCUCAAAGUUGAACAGUGUUUGGUUUCCGAUUGGCA
Pistacia vera is the source of this 3237-nucleotide messenger RNA. RefSeq names its product receptor-like kinase TMK3. The record is from RefSeq and is a predicted model, not a curated record. NCBI's taxonomy places the organism in Eukaryota, Viridiplantae, Streptophyta, Magnoliopsida, Sapindales, Anacardiaceae. Gene Ontology annotation, molecular function: protein kinase activity; ATP binding; protein binding. The transcript is spliced from 3 exons. Bases 206 to 3103 code for a protein of 965 amino acids. Gene Ontology annotation, biological process: protein phosphorylation.